Molecule: messenger RNA, 1224 nt
Organism: Suhomyces tanzawaensis NRRL Y-17324
Lineage: Eukaryota; Fungi; Ascomycota; Pichiomycetes; Serinales; Debaryomycetaceae
Exons: 1
Coding region: 1-1224 (407 amino acids)
Source: RefSeq, a predicted model, not a curated record
AUGAACCUCCUCAGCCUCCUCGGACCAGGCAACCAGGCUGUUAAGAAGCCCUCCUUUGAGCAGGGCAAAAAUCACGACUCGAUAGACCUCCAGAUCAAAUCACUUCUCUAUCUUUUCAAGCGGCUAAGAAUAAACAAACUAUCUACUUUCUUGGACGAGAGCCAUAACCUCAAGUACAUCGACCAGGGAUCAAGCGCCAGCCCCGAGCUAGUUCAGUUCUACGAAAAAUUGGACCAGACGUAUGGUGCCACAGAAUUUGUGCACAUCUUGACCCACGACGAGUAUCGUGUGAUGGUAGACUUUGUCAAAAACAAGUUCAGGUCGUACUGUGUGGUGUCAGAAGUCCCUAGCAAAAACUUGUCUAGACCCUCGUCUCCCGUAAAGGGGGUUUCCAUGAAUGAAGACGAGGUGUAUCCUCCAUUUACCGAUUACAAAGACAGAAAAGUCAAAGGAUUUAAGUUUGUGUAUUUCCCACGAGAGCAGGCUACCGCUGGACAGGUGGCUACCUUAUUGGCCGAGUCAGAUAUAUACCUCGAGCAUCACAAAGCCUUCAAUUUUACCACCAGAUACCAGUACGCAUUAGAGAGCGUAGACAAGGUAAUUCCGAACAACGGCAACUUGAAAAAGGCCAUGGAGAUAACCGAGGACGAAAAAGCUAGCAUCAUCCGGGAAUACUUGGAAAAAAUGGCAUUUAACGUGCAGUUGAGCAGAAUAUACGAGGGUUACAUGAAACUGGUCGAACCGCAAAUACCUUCCAGAUCCUCCUCGCCAACCAGAAUCAAAGUGGGCGAUUCGCCGAAACUCAAGGCCAAGCCCUCCAUCAAACAGUUGAAUUUGAGCGAGUUGUCACUUAGCUCCAAGCCCACUUUGCCUCAGGCGUCGCCCACAAAGACGUUUUUAGCUCCGUCACCUCUGAAGCUAUCACCUAUGAAAUCUUCACAGGGUCUCAGAACAUCCAGACCAUCUUCACCCACCAAGCAGCUCAAGGCCAAGCCUUCAAUCUCCAAGAUGAGAUUGGACGAGCUCUACAAUCCGGUAGCCUCGCCUCCCGUUUUACAGGAACCGUUCAGCGACUACAAGUCAGAGUCCUCACACACAUCCGAGACUUCGUCCACGCAUAACGACAAUUUGGGGCAUACAGAGAUCCGGGUCGAUAUCUAUGAGAAAUGCAAGCUAGCUGUGGCUGAUAAACUAAAGAGAGAGAAACUUAAGCUUGCGAGCUAA